GUGAAAGGGAAAAGAGACGUGGCGAAAAUUGGUGAAUAUCGGCGUCCUCCAAGUUUGUCCUCUAUCAACGUCUUUGGAGAAAGCUGGCGUUGAAUAGAGCAAAGCCGCCGAAUCUGUUCUUGAGCCGUGAUAUUGUAGCCUAAAUGCGCUCACACCGGCAAUUUUUGCUAAAUGGGUGAUUACGGUUUCGCCCUGCAGUCUGCUUUCUCCAGCUAUACCAGAAAUAACAACAACAUCCCGGCGUUUUCUCCGAGCAAGCACUAUAGCAGCACGACGAGUGUAGUGUAUGACAUCCUCAAUAAUAAUUCGUCUUUGUUUUUCCCCGUUGCAGCUCAGCAAACCAUGCAGGAUGAUUUACUGAUGGACAAAAGCAAAGCUCAGCCCCACCAGCAAGACCCAACAAACGUAGACCCUCCUUCUACCCCGACCCCCUCAUCAGAAACCCCAACCUCGGAGGAGAGUCCAUCGAGUGUGACUAACCAAGCACCCUGCGCUCAAAACAACAAAGAGAAAGUACCGAUGGAGUCGCCGAUCCUGCCGGGGUUGAGCUUUCAUCAGCCGCAGGAGACCGGUGGCACCUCCUUGUCCCCAUCAUUUGGUAGCACUUGGUCUACUGGAACCACGAACACCGUGGACGAUAGUUUUUUUCAAGGAAUACCAUCAGUUAAUGGGACUAUGCUUUUUCAAAAUUUCCCACACCAUGUCAACCCGGUUUUCGGAGGGAAUUUUUCACCACAAAUUGGAUUGGCACAGUCACCGCACCAACAGCAGCAAGCACAGCAACAGCAGCCCCAGCAGAGGAGGUCUCCUGUUAGUCCCAGCCAUGCCUCUUUCCCCCAGAGAAACGCAUACAGUCACCAGACCGUCAUGAACAGCAAGGCUUCGUCGUCUUCUGCGUCGUCCUCAGCAUGGAAUAACCAUCAGAACGCACCGUGGAGCACAGGCUCCAAUCCCUGGAGCGGGCUCCAGGCAGGCAGGGACCCACGGAGAGCGGUGGGAGUCGGUGUUGGGGUGGGGGUCGGUGUCGGGGUGCCGUCUCCCCUCAAUCCUAUCUCCCCGAUGAAAAAGCCCUAUCCGAGCAACGUCAUUGCACCUCCGAAAUUUCCCCGACCUGGUCCCAUGACCCCUAAGUCUUGGAUGGAAGACAACGCCUUUAGGACAGACAACAGCAACAAUAUGCUACCUUUUCAGGACCGGAAUCGGCCCUUUGAUCCAUUUAACUUGCAAACUUUGGAGAAUUCCUUAAUGGAUAUGAUAAGGACUGAUCACGACAAAGGUAAACCACACCCAGUCGGUGGCCCACCAAUGACUAUCGCUGAUAUUAUAUGGAGGAAUCAUUUUGCAGGACGCAUGGGUUUGAAUUUCCCCCACCCAGCAGCUGACCACAUCAUGCCCCUCAACACCAGGAGCUAUGGCCGCAGAAGAGGUCGUUCUUCACUGUUUCCCUUUGAGGAUGGCUUCCUUGACGACGGCCAUGGCGAGCAGUCGCUGACGCCCGGGAUGAGUUCUCCCACACGUUGCCAGAACGGGGAGAGGAUGGAGCGCUACUCCAGGAAGGUGUUUGUCGGAGGCCUGCCCCCUGACAUCGAUGAAGAUGAGAUUACCAACAGUUUCCGUCGCUACGGACACCUAGUGGUGGACUGGCCCCACAAAGCCGAGAGCAAAUCCGAGAGCAAAUCCUACUUUCCACCCAAAGGUUAUGCCUUCCUGCUCUUCCAGGAGGAGUCUUCAGUUCAGGCCCUCAUCGAUGCCUGCAUUGAGGAGGACCAGAAGCUCUACCUGUGUGUCUCCAGUCCCACUAUCAAAGACAAACCGGUCCAAAUCCGCCCCUGGAACCUGAGCGACAGUGACUAUGUGAUGGACGGAUCACAGCCACUUGACCCUCGGAAAACCAUUUUUGUUGGCGGGGUCCCACGACCUCUUCGUGCAGUGGAAUUGGCUAUGAUCAUGGAUAGGCUGUAUGGAGGCGUGUGUUACGCUGGUAUUGACACUGACCCGGAGCUGAAGUACCCCAAAGGGGCGGGCCGUGUGGCCUUCUCCAAUCAGCAGAGCUACAUUGCUGCAAUCAGCGCCCGAUUCGUCCAGCUGCAGCACAAUGACAUUGACAAGCGGGUGGAGGUGAAGCCCUACGUCCUGGACGACCAGAUGUGUGACGAGUGCCAGGGGGCGCGCUGCGGAGGCAAGUUUGCCCCCUUCUUCUGUGCCAACGUCACUUGCCUCCAGUACUACUGCGAGUACUGCUGGGCGAGCAUCCACUCGCGCGCCGGCCGUGAGUUCCACAAGCCCCUGGUCAAGGAAGGGGGCGACCGGCCUCGCCACGUGUCCUUCCGCUGGAGCUGAUGGGUGGGGGGGGGUCGUUAAAGACAGACCUGCCCCCCCAUUACCCCGGAGCCCAGCUAGAUGCCCCAUCAUCCCACCCACCCCUGCAAACCACCCCCACUCCUGUGCCCUCCAGUGUCCAACCCAUUGACCCACUCGCUCAGCACCCUAUUCGCCUCUACCAACAUCCUCCAUCAUAACCACCAAAUCAACAACCACGAAUACAUGGGUCUUUUUAAAAUCCCUUAACUUUUUUUUUUCGUUUGUUUUGGUUCCAUUUUUUUUUAAAGAAAUAAUGCAGUUUCAAUGCUCUUAACAUUUUGUCCAGUGUUUGGUUUGUAAUAGAUAAAAAAAAGAUAUACUAAGCGGAUGAUUAAGAAAAAUAAGACUAGUGACCGCUCAGAAAUUGCACUUUUGCAUGUCAACCCAAACAGACCACACUCAUAUUAGUCAAAUCUUCAGACCCGGUUCACCAUCCUUAUUCUUUUCAACAUUUACCCCCUCCCCCCGUCCCCGUCUCCCCGUCCCCCGUCCCGCUGGGUAGGUCUGGGGUUGUUGUGACCCACUUUCAAGCGAAGACAUGAGUGAAAUUACACAUAUGAAUAUUUAUAAAAUCUUAUAUUUUUUGUUUUUCUAUCUAUCUAUUCAUGUAGAGAUAAUUAAUUUUUGUGUGAAAAGAGCAUGCACUUAUUUUCAGAAAAUGUAGAAGAUUGCCCCUAUUAAAAAUGACCAAAGGUAUAAGCAAACUAAUAUGUAAGAAAAAAAAAAAACAUAGGUAGGUGGCAAAAAUGUAGCGAAAAUUGACAGCUAUCCGAUACUCAGUAGUAUGGUUCAAAAUACCCUAAUUAGAAUAACAAACCUUAUAUUGGACCUCCAUUUUUUUUUUUUUUGGAAAUGUCAAUACCUCAUACAGGCAAUCAGAUACUUUUCCUCCCUUCCCCCUCUUUGUUUUAAAUUGUGUCUUUGCCCUUUGUUUUGUUUUUUUUGUUUGUUUGAUUUUUUUUAACAAGAUAUUAAUUUUAAGUGUUCUGUAAAUGUAAUGCUGCAAUAGCUUUUGCUGCUAAAUCCAUGAUGUGAGGCCGACACAUUAGUACUCUAUUCAGGCCUAGGGUGUUGAAUAUAGUCCCAGUGAAGACACUUGAUUAUUUUUUUUAUUUUUAUUUUUAUUUUUUUAAAUUUUAAACAGACGAGAUGCUGGCAUGAGAGGGGGUGGGAUGCAGUCCCCCCUCUGAAUCACUUGGGCCCAGGGUUGGGGGUGGAGAGUGACAUCGCCCCUAACUGCAUGUUUAUCUCAAUCAGGUUGCUGCAUGCAAUAGAGUUUUCAGUAUCAUGUCUACUAUUCAGCGCGGCCAACUUCUUUUGCACAACACCAGAUAUAGACAUUAAGACUUUUCUUUUUUUUUGAGCACGGAACUGGACACGACAGGGGGAAGUUAGUUGAAAUGCUUAAAAAAGGUAUGAAAAUUAUAAUAUGACCCUUCAGUAAACCCCUUUUGAUAUUGGCUCGCUGGCUGUUUGGUGAGCAUGAUGAAACCUGAUUAAUCAAUAAUUACAGCUACGAAAAUAAAAAAAUUAGAUGUAGGAUAUACUUUCAAAACAACUGUCUAUGAUAGGUGAAGUACUUUUUGCAGUGAUUGUUAAUAUAAUUGUGCAAUUUUUUAUACAGUAUGUAGUUAGGUCUGAGUAUGCCUAGAACUGUGAUUCGCUUUAACUGUUUUUGAUGUCCGACAUAGAAGUCCUGUGAAACUUCAUAACCAGUGUAUGUAAACAUACUGUAUGUCCAAGCUUAUGCACGUACACACUUACACCACACAAACACUCUCAAACACGUCUCUCCCUAGUAGUUAGUUCUCCUUUACUCAAACAAGAGACCUGUGCACACACUUUAGUAAACAUGCACACUUUUCCAGUACUUUUCUAAUAGUUCCACACACGGACACACAAACACACACACACACACACACACACACACACACACACACACAAUACAGGAGGUGAGAUUGACUGAAAACUAUGGCGUAUCAGUCUCCUUCCUCCAUUAACACAAUAUGUGAUCAUUGCCCCCCCCCCUCCCCCCCGAGAAAGAAAAAAAAAACAACCAAAGAGCUUACUUGUCUAACAUUGAAACCACCAACACACUACCACAACAGGCUGAUACUGUGUUGGGCCACUUGUUUGAUGACUUGCCUAGCAGAUGCAAGCAGAUGCAUUUUGGGAGGGAAAAACAGAGGAUUUAAUUUUUUAAUUUUUUGUUUUGUUUUAAAGAACACUGGCUCUAAAGAAGAAAAAGAGACUGUGGAGAUGAAAGUGGGUGGUUAAGAUUACGAGCUCUCUCAGCCUGCACAUAAUGUGUUAACACCGUGGCAAUGGCAUUGCUACAACAUUGCCAGAGCAUUGUGUGCAUUUAUAUCCAGAUUCUUUCCUGCAAAGCUUGAAGUAUAGAAUAACGACCUGCUAGAAUGGUAGAAUUUUUUAAUUUGAUAAAUUUUAUCGUUCAUUAGGCAAAAGGCUGAAUAUAUUUGGGGGUCUAGGGUUGACCACGUUGGUAGUUACAGGAUGCAGUGGCUGAGAAGCGCAGUUCUGGUUGCUGAGAAGGGGAUUGGUCGAAUUGUGUGGAGGGUGUGAUUAGGAGUUUUUUGUUGUUUUUUUUAAAAAACUUUUUUUCUAAGCUGAUCUGAGGACAAUACCCAGGGCUGUUACUCCCACCGCUGCAGAAGAUGCAGAAUGUGAGUCCCGUUCCAUCCUCUCUUAGCGUUGUGAACUCCUGGUUAACCGCUAAACCCCUGCAGUCUUUUUGCUUUUGGUCACAGGCUGUCAGGCUUAGGGUGAGCGUUUAUAUUCAUUUUGGUUUCAGGAAUCUUAUAUAAAGAAAACUUUUUUUUCCCUUUUUUUUUGUUUAAUGAGGAAAAAAACUUUAAAGAGGCUAACCAUGAGUAAUAAUUAUCCCUAUGAAAGUGAAUUCUGGGUGUUUUUGUGAUCUUUCUUUCUCCACCCAGAUGGGUUUUCUAUGUUGGUUCAUCCUCGAUGAAACACCUUUGUUAUGCACUACUCUUUCUAUCUGGACAGUUUUGGACAGUCAGUUAUAUUUUUUUUAAGAGAGAGAACGAGAGAGAGAAAAAGAAUAAAAGCGAUACGUGUGCUUUCUGACUGACAUGAUCUUUUGCAAUACCUCAAUUUUGAAAUAUAAUAGGAGAGAAAUUGAUAUUUUCUAAGUAAGUUUAUUCAGAUAAAAAAGUAUAUAUUAAUUUAAUUCUGCAAGAAAAAUGAUUUAACAGAUGGUUAAUUUUAUUUUUGUCAUGCUUAUUUGCUUUUAUUUUUAAUUUUAUUUUUGGAGAAAAUAGAAAAAAUAUAUAUACUGAAGGAGUUAGAGCUUUAUAACUUUAAUAUAAUGACGUAGUUAGCUGAAGUACAGAGUCUACCUUAUUAUCGAGCUAAAGGAGAACCAGUCCCCUCACUGGAGUAAUCACCUAACAUGGUGAUACAAGUAGAGAAGCAGUCCCUGCCUAUUCGAACCCAAGAAAAGAAAAGACAUAGUCCAUCAGGUGCUGAAGAUAGGCAACUGAAAAGAUGUUCCCUUAUUUUGUAUAUUUAUAAUCAAUCAUUUACUACUCUGACCAGAAUUGUGAAAGAGAUCUUCUGUUCUUUUUUUUUAAGAAAUUAUUUUUUAUUAUUAUUUUUAAAACUAUUGUGCUCCCUUUUGUUUGUUCGUUUUUUCUUUCACUUGUUUGGUUGAUUUUGUAAAAGCAUAAACCCAGAUUUAGUAAGCUGAAAUCACUAAUAAAGACAGAGACCUUUGAGAGAGAGCACGAGAGAGGGGUUCUUUGAUGAAAGGUGGAGGGAGCGAGAAAAGAAUGUUAUUUUAUAAAACUACAAAAGAUACAAAAGUGUUUAAACUGUAACUUGAUCGAAAGCCCCCAAGGUGCAUCAAAGGAGUGGUGGCCUUCCGUUCACGCAAGACUUGAAUUAGACCCAUUUUUUUAAGGCUAAGAACCUUCUUUGUUGUAAUGUGCAAUACUGUUUGUACUGUUUGUAAAAAAGAAGAUAAAAAAAGAAAAAGAGGCGUAAAUCUUUAUUGCAAAUUUAUUUUCAUUGCAAGCAUUGUGAUUCACUAAAAUCAUUUUCUACUGUGUAUUUACCUACUCUACAUGCUAGUACCUUCCAGUAGUAAUGUAGCCUUUGUACUGAGAAAUUUUUCAUUAUUUUUAGAGAUUUUUGCAAAAAAGAAAAUAAUUAAAACAUAUUUACAUAUUUUUCAUUUUUAUUUCGUAUUUUCUUUACAGACUUAUUUCUCAACCAUUAAUAUAGCUAUUUCUGGGGGAGACUUUCAUAUCUGGUCAAUGUCAUUAAUAUUAUUUUGUAUUUUUACUUGGAAUAAAUUAAUUUUAUGAUAAUUCUUAAAAAGGUUUAUUUUUUCUUUGUUCAUUUUAUUUUUUGAAGCUGAAAACCUUUAUAAUAUUGUUACUAAAGUGUCUAGAUUUUUGAAAUGCAAAGCUUUAUGUGUUACCUUGCUGAUAUUGCUGACAUUAGUGUGAAAAUGAUCUUAACUACAAAAAAAACACUUGAAAACCACAGAACACAAUGAUGGUUCGUAAUGUACAUGAUUUGGCUUUGUAAUGAAUGAAUGGGCAAUAAAAGACAUAAGCAGAAUGCAGCAGACAUUCAAAAUAUUUUGAUCAUGUGCAAGGCAGACAACAAUACUGAUCAAUCCACUGCUGCUGCCUCUUCUGCUGUCCGUGCCACCCAACUUAGUUAAGUACAACCACCAACAAAAAAAAAAACUAAACUUCUUAUUGCGGCCCUUAGGAGAUGUCAAAACAAUUUCUGGAAUUUUCUCUGACCCCAUAUAUUCACAUUUUCUCUUGUUUAAUCUGAAGCUGCCCUCUGGCGUUCCAGCCUUGAAGGCUAGUGUGAUUGUAACUUAGCUUGAAUGUAUUAGGGCUACUCACAGACAGUAAAUUGGUGUAUCUUAAGACAGUGUUGUACAGCAUAGCCAUUCCAUGACUAUGGAAUUCCUGCUCAACCACCAAAAUAUGUCUCAAACUCACACCAUGCAAUAUAUUGGACAUUUACAGUACUCCUGGCUGCUGUGCUUUCUUUUUUUAAGCUGCUGGGAGAAGACUGCCAGUAGUUAUGAUAGAAAUUGAUAGAAUCUCAGCUUUCACUUGAAGGUCCCAGAGAGGUUUUGGCAUCUCCUUCUCAUGAGGCCUCCCUGAGUCAUUGGACAACGUCCUAUCUAGCUUUCCCCCUUGGACAUUUGGACAGGAGGUCCUUCACUAACCCACAUCUAGUACUAACAUCAUGGUCCCCACCACCCCUUGCUUAAGGGCCAGUAUUACUGUUGUACCACCAAGUAUUGAUCUAUAUUUAUUCAUUUGUUUUAUGAAUCCAUUUUUUGCAACCAUUUUAUACCCUAACAAGUGAUAACUGAAUGACUGAAGGUGUCACAAAAGUUUGGUGGGGGGCAUAAAAGGAAAAAAAAAAAAUCAAGAAAAAAGGGAAAAAUGCGAAGAAAACCAACAAAAAAGCCAUGUGUUUGGUGAAGGUGGCCAUCUCAUUUUCUCUAUAAAUGUCUAUAUAUUUCAUGUAACACUAUAUUUGGGUAGUAUGUAUACACUUCUGUUCCAUGGACGUUCUCUCUGGGCAGCCUAUAGCCCGCUCAAUCAUGUUGUGAUUUCAGAAAAAAAAAAAGAAAAUCUAAAAGGUUGACAAACUGCUACCUUCUAGCUGUGUUCUUAAACUAACCACUACUUCUAAAUGUACCUUUUUUAAGAUGUAUUUUCUUUUUCUAAUUUAUCUUUUUAAUUUAAGUGACAUUACUGGUUCUAUCUUGACACGGCUUUGAGAUUGUUGACCUGGACCUAUGCUUGUCUGAAGUUGCAGUAAAACUGUGAUAGAAGAAAAAAAACAAAAAACAAAAACAUGGAGUGCAAUGCUGCUAAUGCUUUCUACUUGCUUCAAAGUUUGUAGUUCCCACCUUCAUGAGUUCCCCCCUCCCUUUUCUGUACUAAUAAGCAAAAUCUUAUUAAAUGUAGUUGUAUGA
Sardina pilchardus (European sardine) is the source of this 8359-nucleotide messenger RNA. RefSeq names its product cytoplasmic polyadenylation element binding protein 3 (gene cpeb3). Gene Ontology annotation, biological process: negative regulation of cytoplasmic translation. Gene Ontology annotation, molecular function: mRNA 3'-UTR binding; translation factor activity, RNA binding; mRNA regulatory element binding translation repressor activity. Bases 172 to 2340 code for a protein of 722 amino acids. Lineage: Eukaryota; Metazoa; Chordata; Actinopteri; Clupeiformes; Clupeidae. The transcript is spliced from 10 exons. The record is from RefSeq and is a predicted model, not a curated record. Gene Ontology annotation, cellular component: cytoplasm; nucleus; neuron projection.